This is a messenger RNA of Harmonia axyridis, 669 nucleotides long. RefSeq names its product protein seele (gene sel). The coding region runs from base 74 to 610 and encodes 178 amino acids. Lineage: Eukaryota; Metazoa; Arthropoda; Insecta; Coleoptera; Coccinellidae. The record is from RefSeq and is a predicted model, not a curated record. Gene Ontology annotation, cellular component: endoplasmic reticulum. The transcript is spliced from 3 exons.
UUAACCAUUUCAAAAUUUGAACUUAGGUUUGCAACAGGUUGAUAUUGAAUAUUUUGUAGUUUGUACGUUAAGAAUGAGAACGUACUUAUUAUUUUUCCUGAUAGUCGUAUAUGUGAAUUAUGCAUUUUCAAAAAUUGAACCUGAAGAGUUGAAAUGCUUGGUAUGUGAACAAAGCAUUAAUGAGAUGAAACAAGCUAUCAACUCUAUAGAUCCAUCCAAAAAAGUCGACGUGGGUGGAUAUCAUUUGGAUGCUGACGGAAAUUACAGAUCUUCCAAAGUGAUAUCUGCUGCCCAAUCCGAAGUUCUAUUAUCUGAAAUGAUUGAUCAGAUAUGCGAUAAAAUGGAGAACUAUGUGAGAGCAACUUGGAAAAGUAAUGGAACUUUAACACUCUUGAAUCUUUUAGACUCUUCUGGAGCUAUGAACUCCAAAAUGUCAGAAGUUGAUAUUAUUCAAGAUGAUGAUCUCAACAAAAGUCUUCAAUACUAUUGUUCCUCCAUAAUGGAAGAAAAUGAAGAUGCUGUUAUAGAAUACUUCAGAGAUAAUAAAGAUGGAUUGAUAUGUUCACAAAUAGGAUUAUGUGGAAGAAGAUAUGUUAAGGAAGAUUUAUAAAAUUUCUUAAAUAAUUGUGAUACUUUUUAUAAUAAUACUAUUUAUAUUUCGUUAAGAAA